UGCAUGCAGCAGGGUCUCAAAUAUUCAUGACAUAUUGGGCAGAUGUAUCAGCAUUGAUCUAAACUCAAUCAGGAGAAAGCCACCCAAAGUCUCGGGCUACGCCUCUGCUCUUCCUGGCCACGAAGCUACGACAUCCUUGAUCGCCUUGCGCCAUCACUGCUAACCCCAGGCCCACGUUUCUGCGCUGGACAUUGGGUCACUGGGGCUAUCCCCGGCUUGGGCUGGUUACCAAAGCAGCCUCGCCUUUUACCUAAUCCGAGGUACUACCGUUUUACCCUCCUACGCUUGGCCUCCAGGCCUGCAAUUCCACACAUCUAGUCCGGUGCGAUGCCCACCAAGCCAAAAAGAUCGAAAUCCCCGGACUCACAGUUCUUGUUUGUCAACGAAGAUGCUUCGACUGUCACGAGAGCUACAAAGGACACUGAACUCGACAGAACCAAACAAAGCCAUGUUCAACGCCAGAACUUCGCACGCAAACGUCGGCUUCGAGAGCAAUCCAUCUCGGGACCCUCGACAAGCACUCCCAGCUCUGUUUCUCCAAGCCCUGCGAUCGCAGAUCUUUCCACAGAAUCAACUUCAGUCUCUCAAGGAGGGCCAUCUCGUGGCAACGAUUAUAUCGAUGUUCUUCAGGGUAUAGACUUUGGCGAUGUCCAGUUUCAGGCGACCAGCCCGCCGGUAUUCACGCAGGAGUUGCUGGAUCCACGACUCUCGGCCAUGUUCUCGAACCCGUUUGCUACAGCAGCUUCACCACUCGCACUCUCUCCAAGGACGACCAGCAUGUUUGAGAGCUCUCACUCUUACCAGCCUGGUCACUACUUUGAUAUGGCCCCUCCGAAUUACAACCUCACCCCGCCGCCAAGAGAGCCAACGAACAUGCCUUCCCCUCCCAUACCACUGAGUCGAGAAUCCAGCCAGGUUGCGAAUACUCAACGGAUCCUGGAACUAUGGGCGCCACCUUUGAUCAGGCACUACAAUAUGGUAUCACUGCCAGAUAAGUUCUGGAGGGACAUUCGGAAAGUACCGAUGGGUCAAAUGCGGCACGCAUCAGCCAUUCACGCAGAUAUGCAAGCAUGCAUGUCAGAACCUGCCCAUAUGUAUGCCUUCCUCGCUGCAGCCGCGGUGCAGAUGCUCUGGCGAGAGGGUCGACUGUUACUUCCAAAUGUGUCGGAAGAAGACUAUCACAGGGUGCCGACCUUCUUCAAGACCAAAGCCAUCGAAGCGCUGCGCGCCAAACUCGCUGCUGGUCAAUUGGAUCAUCAUAUUGCCGUUGAUGUACAUCGGCUUUACUGUACUGGGCUUUUCGCGGAUAAUGCUGAAGUGGCGGAGCCUCAUUUUCAAGCCUUGCUUGCCAUGAUUGAAGCUUUGGGUGGCCUCAGCACAUUCGAUGACUAUCAGAUGGAGAAGCUCAUGAUCCUAGACAGCUUCGCUGCAUUGAUGUGGCAUGGAGUACCGCGAAUGAUUGUGACAUGGGACCCAGGUCAUUUCAUGGACGAGACACUGCGAAGUCUCGAUACAUGGGACCAACAGGACGCUCGGAUUGGCGAGAGGAUGGGGACCAUGAUUCGAACUCUCAAUGCUGACCAGACAACAAUGGAUACGCUCGGAGACCUGCUCGAGCUGCUAAAGGUGUCCGCGUACCUGCACGAUCUGCAACACUAUAUCCCAGAAUCCUACAAAUGGUUCGUCCGACGGGCGUUGGCCAUUUUACACCGCCUGCUUUCAAUACCCUUGCAUUCCGAACUCGACGAAAAAGUAGACAGCUUGAGGAUCGCUGCAACCUACUGGACGGGCAUGGUUAUAUCACCUCAGCUUGGUCGAAGAGCCGCCUCUAGAUCCACUCAUCUCCUUCGACAAAAGCUUGAGCUCACCGAUAUAGACUUCCUUUGGGCCCCACAUACAGAUUGUCUACUAUGGGUGGUGGUGUUGGGAGGCAUGUGCGCAGACAAGGACGACGAGCUGCAGUGGUACCUCGACAUUGCAAGAAAAGCAGCAAGGGAGCUUGGGUUGAGCAGUACGUCCGACAUGGAGGAGCUGUUCUCAGAGCUGCUUUUUGAUCCACCGUCCCAAAGAGGUUUGCUGUUGCAAUUCGGAGUAAGGAUGUGGCCUGUGGCAGAGUCAUGAGUUGGGAGACGACAGGGCUGUGAAGAUACGAAGGCCCACCAUCCAAAAUCGAAAGCACCUACCAGCUGUGGCAUCUUGCACAAGGGAUUGGUACCAGAGCGGGUUUCUCUGUGCACAGGUCAAACAUGCAGCAUUGGGUUCAGGCUGCGGGCCAGCAUUGUCGCCGGACGGCUACCCAUACAGCUGGCCUUCACGACGUCCUGUUGAC
This is a messenger RNA of Exophiala viscosa, 2329 nucleotides long. RefSeq lists its product as uncharacterized. The coding region runs from base 328 to 2121 and encodes 597 amino acids. The record is from RefSeq and is a predicted model, not a curated record. The transcript has a single exon. Lineage: Eukaryota; Fungi; Ascomycota; Eurotiomycetes; Chaetothyriales; Herpotrichiellaceae.